AUGAGUCAAUUUCAAUUGUUUCCGCCUCCUUCGCCUGAGGUUAGAGCACAAAGAAAUCCAUUUCGAAAAGGUGCCAAAAAGCCUGUUCCGAAGAAUGAACCGCCAUCUCCCAUUCCGCUUGAGGAGAUCAAGAGCUCAAGCAAUACCGAGUCGGUAUUGCUUCAAAUUAUCGAAGACACUCAACAAUUUCCACCUCCACCGGCUUUACCUGCUACAAACUUCGCACGAUCAAAGUCACCAGCCACGCAAUCUUCCCAACGCUCGAGAUCUCCGCAGUCUCCUCGCAACCGACGGCAUCAAAACACCAGUCCGAUGAGCCAUCGGCCCUUGCCCUCACAAGGCAGCGCCGGCGAUAGUAGUAGCAACAAUGAUCAGAAUACGAAUUCAACUACCUCACCUCAAUCUUCCCAAUCUUCCGUUUCUCCCCUGCCGAUGAGGUCGAUGUUCCCUCGUUUUGAUCCAAAGACCUCGCUCAACACACAAAAUAAUGAUUCACAAAUGCCUACCGAAGCCCCCAAGCCCAAGCGUAAUCGCAGGCCAAACCUCACACUAACUACAACUUCUGAUAUCGACCAUGUUCUUGGGCCAAAGACUGUCCCUGCAAGCGUGUUCAACUUUCCAACUGGUGCCUUGGAGCCAGAGGAGAUCCGAUACUCCUCUGUCCAGGAAUUGGAAAUGCUUUGGGAAGCAGCCAACGGUCAAAGACCACGGAACCCGUGCGGUACAGUCAACCUUCGCUUGACAAGAACCGGCCCAGCGACAUUCACGUUCGGGAACUCUAGCCAACCAUUUUAUUCGCUGCAAACUUAUUCGAAUAACGAAAUAGCUAUUUCUCGUGGAGCGCCAUCAAAUCCAGAAAGUGAUAUCCCAAUCAUGGGUCUGAGUCUCGAAGAGCGCCGACGCAGAGAGCAUCCCAACGACGGACUCGUGGCCCUUCUCUUUUCCAGACUAGCUGCUAUGCUUGCCAUCGAGCAAGCAGCUGAAGUCAGCAAAGAGCAUCAACUUACCCCCUCCGAGGCUGGUGAAAUAGAGAGAAAUGCCCUUAAGCGAGCUGCCGCACAGGAGUCCUGUCGACUGUCCUGGAAUCGUAAUUUACGCCUUUACGAGCUUCGUCACCCAUCACUGUCGAAACGCCAACCGCCGGCUUUGGUUGGAGCUGCGGGCAUUCCUCUCUCCCCUGUACGAUCUCAGUCUUCGGGUAUGCUUCAUAUCGCUGUAUCUGCGCCUUCGAGCGACGCAGUACUUACCCAACCGCCAACUAUCAUUGUCACUGGACCGGUCUCCAUGGAGGCUGCGCAACAGGCUGCUACGGCACGAACAUCCAUACUGCCCGUUACCGACUCCGACGAACCGCUGGCGGCUCUUGAUCUGGCAACCCGAACUCUUUCUAUCUCCCCAGCUGCAGUCAUCGCGACUAUUCCCUCGCUCUAUGCGAUCGAUUCACUCGUCGCGGCAAUGCUUGCAGUCGCUGUCUCUGACGAGAUCACCAAUCCCAUUCUUGCCGACAUGGAGAUUGGUAGUACCCACCACUCAUUUGAGUCAUCUAUGAACAGUGAGCCGAUGGUUGGAGUGCCUUACCGCGGGAGACUCGUCACGACUCUUGCCGAGCGCGAAGACUACGCAGAGAGUCUACAUCUAGCAUCUCAAAUUGAAGAUGCCAAUGCAAAGGCCGAAGCCGCGGCGAAGCGGAAGAGCCUCUUCAAGUUCUGGGAACGAAUUAAGCCGAGUUCCUCGUCAUCUGUUGACGGACGCACGGCCAAGAAAGGCAAGAAUAAAGACCAGCAGGUUGUUGUUGAAGAAUUCGAUCUCGAAAAAUACGGUCGGUAUGGCCCUGAAUCUUCUCGUAAAGGCGAGAAAAUGCCAGGGAUUACUCGGACCAUCCUGAAACUUCUGUUUUGGGGAUUGGAGUUAUUCGUCAAGGGGUUGACACUUGCCGUUAAGCUCUUGGCAUGGCUGCUGGUGAGGGCGACGCGCUGUGUGACAAGCGAGAAGUUCUGA
Molecule: messenger RNA, 1998 nt
Organism: Penicillium waksmanii
Lineage: Eukaryota; Fungi; Ascomycota; Eurotiomycetes; Eurotiales; Aspergillaceae
Exons: 2
Coding region: 1-1998 (665 amino acids)
Source: RefSeq, a predicted model, not a curated record